This is a messenger RNA of Chrysochloris asiatica (Cape golden mole), 828 nucleotides long. It is a transcript of the gene ISX, whose product is annotated as intestine-specific homeobox. NCBI's taxonomy places the organism in Eukaryota, Metazoa, Chordata, Mammalia, Afrosoricida, Chrysochloridae. The record is from RefSeq and is a predicted model, not a curated record. Gene Ontology annotation, molecular function: DNA-binding transcription factor activity, RNA polymerase II-specific; RNA polymerase II transcription regulatory region sequence-specific DNA binding. The coding region runs from base 1 to 828 and encodes 275 amino acids. Gene Ontology annotation, biological process: regulation of transcription by RNA polymerase II. The transcript is spliced from 4 exons.
AUGAGGCUCACGGAAGAUUCUAGGAACAUUCUCCUGAGCACACACCAACCCCCACUUCCUCCCUCACCACCCCUCCUGCCAGGACCUUCAGCGAGUGCCAAGGUGGGCCCUGCUCUCCACAGGGGCAUGAAAGAGAAGAAGGAGGAAUUCUGUGAGACCCCCAAGAAACUGGGUCUAUCCUUCUCCAUUGAGGAGAUACUCAAGAAACCCACCGAGAGGGACAAUGUGGUCAGGACCGAAGGGACAGGGGGAGAGGGCACUGGGCCAGCAGCAGCCACUGCCAGCCGACUAGAGAGGCUUCCACAUGACCAGCCCCAAGAGGGAAGGAAGAGCAAGCGGAGAGUCCGCACCACCUUCACCACAGAGCAGCUGCAGGAGCUGGAAAAGACCUUCCAUGUCACCCACUACCCAGACGUCCAGGUCCGCAACCAGCUGGCAGCCAGGAUCAACCUCCCAGAAACACGUGUUCAGAUCUGGUUCCAGAAUCAACGUGCCAAGUGGAGGAAGCAAGAGAAGAUGGGCAGCCUCGGAGCUCCUCAGCAGCUGAGUGAGGCAAACUUGGCCCCAAAGACAAAUCCGGAAGUGACUGGCCCCCAGCAGACACCUGCAGGUCUGCCCAGGCUGCCUCCACCCACAGGCUGCUAUCCACAUGUUCAAAGCCAGUUGGCCACUGCCUGGUUCCCUGCUCGAGUCACCGUCCUUUCCUGGUCUCCGUGGAUGAUUCAGCCAUGCCCAGGCCCUCUUUUGCAACAGGGCUUCACCCCUGCACCCCACCUCCUGCCACCUCCACACCCCGGGUGGGGCAGCAUCUGUGCCACAUCAACAUAG